UUACCAGUAGCUCUGGUUCUGCCGUCCCGGGCGCUCACACACACCUUCACCUGCACAGACUUGAAAGUCCAGUUUCACCAGAGAGACUGAGGCAGCAGGAAAAGGGGAGAGAGUUCAUUGGAUCAAACAUGUCACAAGAGACGGACAAUAACAAACGGCUUGUGGCCUUAGUACCAAAUGAGACACCAUUCAAUACCAGACGAGCCUACACAAGUGAAGAUGAAGCCUGGAAAUCGUAUCUGGAAAAUCCCCUAACAGCAGCUACCAAGGCUAUGAUGAGCAUAAAUGGAGAUGAGGACAGUGCUGCUGCUCUUGGCCUAUUGUAUGAUUAUUAUAAAGUUCCCAGAGAUAAAAGGCUGUUGUCUGUUAACAAAGUGAGUGACAAUCAAGAAGACCAAGAUAAAAGAAAUUGUCUUGGUACUAAUGAAGCUCAGAGUAAUUUGAGUGGAGGAGAGAACAGAGUUCAAGUCCUGAAGACAGUACCAGUUAAUCUCUCAUUAAACCAAGAACAUCUGGAGUCUUCCAAAAGGGAAUACAGCACAAAUGUAUCUGGGAGUCCAACGCCAAUCUCAGUGACUGGAGUUACUGUGGUAAAGGCAGAAGAUUUCACACCAGUUUUUAUGGCCCCACAAGUGCAUUAUGUUAGGGGUGAAAAUGAGGAGCACCGGGGAGUUAUCUUCGAACAGACUCAGUAUGAAGUGCCCAACAUUGCCCCCCAUACAAACUAUCUUAAAGAUGACCAGCGUAGUACUCCUGAUAGUACUUACAGUGACACUUUCAAAGAUGGGGGAACAGAAAAGUACCGCAGUGCAUCAGUAGGGGCUGAGGAAUACAUUUACGAACAAACAGCAAGCAGCACUUUUCAGUAUACUCUAGAAGCUACCAAAUCUCUGCGUCAAAAGCAAGGGGAAGGACCGAUGACUUAUUUGAACAAAGGACAGUUUUAUGCCAUUACUCUGAGUGAGACGGGUGACAACAAGUGUUUCCGACAUCCCAUCAGCAAAGUCAGGAGUGUGGUCAUGGUUGUAUUCAGUGAAGAUAAAAACCGAGAGGAACAGCUGAAGUAUUGGAAAUACUGGCAUUCUCGGCAGCACACAGCUAAACAGAGGGUCCUUGACAUUGCUGACUACAAGGAGAGCUUUAACACCAUUGGGAAUAUUGAAGAAAUUGCAUACAAUGCUGUGUCCUUUACUUGGGACGUCAAUGACGAAGCCAAGAUUUUCAUCACGGUGAAUUGCCUGAGCACGGAUUUCUCCUCACAAAAAGGAGUGAAGGGGCUUCCUUUGAUGAUUCAGAUAGACACAUACAGCUACAAUAAUCGCAGCAAUAAACCCAUCCACCGGGCCUACUGCCAGAUCAAGGUCUUCUGUGACAAAGGAGCAGAAAGGAAAAUCCGUGAUGAAGAGAGGAAGCAGAACAGGAAGAAAGGGAAAGGCCAAGCAUCACAAGCCUCAUGCAAUAACUCAGCUGAAGGGAAAUUGUCUGCUCUCCCUCUGCAAAAAAAGAGUGAUAUCACCUACUUCAAAACAAUGACUGACCUGGAUUCCCAGCCAGUUCUCUUCAUACCAGAUAUUCACUUUGGAAACCUACAAAGGACUGGACAGGUUUGCUAUAACAUAGAUGAUGAGAGAGAAGGUAGCAGCAUCCUGGUUAAAAGGAUGUUCCGGCCUGCAGAGGAGGAGUUUGGCCCGUCGCCUUUGAAACAAAUGAAAGAAGAAGGACUGAAAAGAGUGCUUCUGUAUGUGAGGAAAGAGACUGAUGAAGUGUUUGAUGCUUUGAUGCUAAAGUCACCCACAGUGAAGGGGCUAAUGGAAGCGAUAUCUGAGAAAUAUGGGCUUCCAGUAGAAAAGAUUGCAAAACUUUACAAGAAAAGCAAAAAGGGAAUCUUGGUAAACAUGGAUGAUAACAUCAUUGAGCACUACUCCAACGAGGACACUUUCAUCCUGAAUAUGGAGAGCACUGUGGAAGGCUUCAAGAUCACGCUGACUGAGAUCUAGCCCAGCUCAGGGCCCUUUCCUGAGGAACCACAGCAUUUCAUCCUUGUUGUGAAGAGGAACAUUCCCCGGGACCCUGGCAGACUUGUCGACGCUGAUCAGAGAAGCUGUUACAAAAAUGCAUUGAAAAUGUUGCCCACUCUGUUAUUCAACACUAAAAACAAACCGUGACUUGAUUCUGUCAAGCAGGAGGCCACACGUUCACUUGACCCCUUAUUUAUUGCUCCCCCCUCUUCAAUGUACAAACGAUUACCAGACCAGUCACCCCCGGCUCAUGUGAAAUAGCAACUUUUGAACCCAGAUGUUAAAACAGCACAAGUGCCCGCUAAAUGAGGGAAAGGAAUUGUAUUGGUCCAACUUGGGAAAUCUGGUUGAAAUCGCUUUAACGAUAGCCCCCUCCACAAUCAGUUGCCAGAAAAUCUGAUGCUACUAAUUGGUGCAGUGCUAAAGAUGGGGAAAGUGGCCAACUGAAUUCACCUGCUCAAAAUGAUGCCUGUUGCUCUGUAGUGCAAAGUCUUGCCAAAUACUCUGGUAGUUCUCCGCAUGUAGCAACGAGGACGUGUAAGUAAGGCAUUCAUCUAUAUUGUAAUUUGUAAGUAAGCUGGAAAAAAUACCAUUUUUAACCUUGUAUAUAAUGUUUAUAAUAUGCAAUAAUAUAUUUUAACCUACUGUACAUGGGCAUGUUUACUGCCACUGCGGUUUUUUGUGUUUGGAUUAAGGGUGAACCGAGUCUCUCCUCUCCGAGAGGUUUAGAUUUCUGCAAACUGCUGAGAGGUGAGGCUGUGCUGGGAAGCUAAUAUUCACAUCUGAUUCAUGGGUUUGGUUCAGUAUUUAUACUGGAAUAUUUACAAGUAUCAGGCCAAAUUCCUCCCAGGUGUAACUCUAUUAACUUCAAAGGGCUAAAUUUGGGGAUGAAUUUGGUCCAUUGCUUCUAAAAGUUGAAUGCACUCAAUUGUUUGGUGGUUCUCUUGGUGUGUGUCUUUUUUUUCUCUCCAAAAUCCUUUCCUUUCUGCCUCCAUGCUGGUCCAUUUCAGUCAUGUUGUUGCAAUGGCCACCUGCAGAAAUGUUUGCCCAGGUUAAUGGGCCUGAUUCUCUCUUGCUUUGCACCUCGUGUUGUCAUUUCCAUCUGUGCAAAGGUGGGUGUAAAAUGCUGCCAGUCUGAUCUGGUGGUAUUGUUUUAACACAUGCUUUGUACAGAUGUAAGCUCCCAACCCUGUACUCACGUAUGUAGUCCUAUUGACAUCAAUACUUGGCAAUAGUAGUUCAGCAUGUACGUAACCAUUUGCAGGACUGGAACCCAGGCACGGUUCAGGGGAGACUCAAACCCAACGUAUCCAGAAUCUGCUUUUUGCUGUAUUUCUGUCUGCACUGUAGAUCUUCUAUUUUUUUCUAUUUCCCCUCCCCAGCUGCAGCUUGCUCUGCAUUAAGUAGUGCUGAAUGGUGUGUCAUGGCCUUUUCAUAGGAAUCUGGUGGUAUUUGAAUUUGGCUUUUGUUUGGAGCAAAGAUCUACCCUGACUUGGGCCAGAUCUUUAUUUCUGACUCUUCAUAAAAAUAAGUGAAUUCUGGCAGGUUAGAUUCAGGCCUGGGUAUGAUGCACAGUCCUGCUGAGUUGUUGGAUUUGUUCUUGUAUUUUUCUUUUUUAAAUGGAAGAAUUUUUUGGGAUUCUAAGACAUCUCACAAGGGCCCAGUGGGGCUACUCAUGUACUUAAAGUUAAGCCUGUGAGUAAAGGUAAACAAGCAUAUGAGCCCUUUGAUAUCAGGCAAGCUCUUUUAUCUAUUUUACCCAUCUGUGGCUUUUGAUACUAGGCUGUUUAGCAAUACACAUCAAUUUGGCAGAUGUCAGUGGGGAUUCUGGAUUCACCACAUAGUUGACAUAGAUAAAGAAAGGCUCAGCAAAACCUGCACAUGGAGCAGCAGCGCUUGGGUUAAUAAUGGACUUUGCAUUCCCUCCCCCAGGAAUGUGUUUAUUCCUUCUUGCCUGCAUAACUGAUACGAUAUGAAUGUCCUGUGGGUUGCAGUGUGUCCCACUGUCCUGGAGCACUGCUGCUUGCUAGCUUAGGACGGGUGAGAACUGCUGGGUUUUAGGAAAUGUGAACAGGGGUGAGACAAAAUAUCUUUCUAAUCCCAGGCUCAGGAGCUGCAGCUUGUGCACAAUCUGCAAAAGGGAAGGCGCAUCCAAGAUUAACUGAAAAGAUUUUGUAAAAUACACUUUAGAAUAAAAUGUUUAGGAUCCCAUGACAGUGACAGAAUGGCCAAAUCCUUCUGGCUUUACUCACACAGGUAGCCUUCCUGAAGCUAAAGACCUCUUUGGAUUUGGCCCGAUAUAGAGACAGGGUUAACAGUGACGAAUAUAGCUACAUUAAGCAAAUCUGCUAGUUGUUUCUUCUUCAGCGUUACUGAUCUGAAGUUUAGGGGCUCCAGCGGAUGGCAUCACAAGCACCUAAAGCCAUACAGAGAACACAGCUUGCUGCCCUGCUUUAGGUUUUAGUAACAGCAUGAGUUGUAGAAGGAGAACCACAGGACCCUGAACUCGCCUUUCAGGGCUUUUCAUCAAAAGGAGGCGUUCAAGUCACAGGAAGGCCCAGUGCCAGUAACUCACGCGCCUAGAACAAUGGGAGAGCGCCUCUGUCCAGUCUAAAUAUCCAUUACACAUUGGGUCAAAGGCUUCAGCUGGCCUGGAAAAAUCCCAUGCAUUUAUUUACAUUCAUACUGGUUAAAACAUGUAUCUGUCAUCAAAUCCUAUGAUGAAUAACGUAGCUUACAUUUAAAAUGUGCUCCUAAUUUAAAUGGGAGUGAGCUUUGGCAAUGGUGCAACAGAGGACAAAAAUGCCUGUGUUAGCUUGCUGGGUUGGGUUGUUUUUUUUUUGGCACUUUGUGGUUAUUGGUUUAAAAGAACAAAAAUCUCCUCCUGCAAACGAGGAGUCCUGAAUAUGAACGAGUGGAGUCCGAAAGGCAGCUGGUGCAUGGAGCGCUUUACACUUAAGGGCAGCUUAGUGUUUACAGAUGUUACACUAGUUUUUAAACAUUCCAACAGGACUGUGCGUAGAAGCUGUCCCACAAAAGACCAAAGCUAUAAUGCAAGCAGUAGUACUUCCUGAGCGGUCAGUGGUUCGUUUCAUAAAUUUGUUUGUAUAGCCGUCCAUUGAAUGCCUUAUUAUGAAAGCCAAACUAUGCAAUAAAAAAUCUAAAGUCUGAUGCGGCUCCAACAUAUUUCAGCUGCUUAUAGCCCAAAGCAAAUGCAUAGAAUUGUAACCCCUGUUUUGAAGGCUACAUUUUUUGUUGGUGGGGAAAGGGCGCCUCCUCCUCCCCCUCCCCUUUCACCCCCCCCCCCCCAAGAUUAGUGAUAACUACUGUUUGGUGAGGUUUGGAGAAUUUUUGCCACUGAAGGGCGCACACACACACA
Molecule: messenger RNA, 5397 nt
Organism: Mauremys reevesii (Reeves's turtle)
Lineage: Eukaryota; Metazoa; Chordata; Testudines; Geoemydidae
Gene: GRHL2
Product: grainyhead like transcription factor 2
Exons: 16
Coding region: 129-1997 (622 amino acids)
Biological process (GO): neural tube development; brain development; regulation of transcription by RNA polymerase II
Cellular component (GO): nucleus
Molecular function (GO): RNA polymerase II cis-regulatory region sequence-specific DNA binding; DNA-binding transcription activator activity, RNA polymerase II-specific
Source: RefSeq, a predicted model, not a curated record